GAUUCAGUGACUCAUCCUCAACACCUCGCUGACACAAACCCAUGGACGUAUAAAACAAAACACAUUUGUUUGUUUCCCUUCAUUUCUUCGCAAAUUCUUUCCAUUGAAACUGUCACGAUGGCAUCACGCACCAUGUGUGGAGGACCGACGGAAGCUAAAGAAGCUACCGACGAAGUUCAUGAGAUCUGUCAAAGCGUGAAGGUCCAUGCAGAGAAAAAAGCAGGGAAAACUUAUGAUGUUUUCACAGCGAAGAGCUUCAAGACUCAGGUAGUGGCCGGGACCAACUACUUCAUCAAGGUCCAUGUGGGAGGGGACGAAUAUCUUCACCUCCGUGUUUUUAAAAAACUCCCAUGUCAUGGAGGAGAAUUAGAGUUGUCUGAUAUGCAGCAUCCCAAGACCCAGGCAGACCUUAUUGAGUUAUUCUAACAGAUCCUAAACCAAACACAGUAUCAGUGCCAACAGGUUGCCGUCUCAUUAUAAUCAGUGAUGAUCAAAUUAUCCUGGCUCAAUAUAUAAAACAAUGCUUCUGCAGUUUCCACUCCGAACAUGUUACAACACACUGUGUCAUACUGCAGAUCAUGUAAAAAUGAACAAUUUUCAAGAAUAAAUGAUGCUUUUGUUAUA
Molecule: messenger RNA, 624 nt
Organism: Cyclopterus lumpus (lumpfish)
Lineage: Eukaryota; Metazoa; Chordata; Actinopteri; Perciformes; Cyclopteridae
Gene: cst14a.2
Product: cystatin 14a, tandem duplicate 2
Exons: 3
Coding region: 118-426 (102 amino acids)
Cellular component (GO): cytosol
Molecular function (GO): cysteine-type endopeptidase inhibitor activity
Source: RefSeq, a predicted model, not a curated record